AUGUUGUCAACAUCGUUACGCCGGGCUGCUUGGGCACCUUUGUCCAACGUUGCUCGCCCGGCUCAGAGCCUCCCCCCAACCUCACCCCCAACGGCCUCGGCGCGACCCGCCAUGUGCACCAACGCCGGUAUUCCUCUUCGUCCAAACCGCCCCGAUGGACCACGUCGGAUGGAUGCUUCUGCUCCCGCUAAGGGAGUGAAUGGAGCUGGCGAGAAGAGCAAGGCUCCCCGCCGCCGAGGGAAGGAGAACAGUGCCCGGAACGGAUCCUCCAAGUCGAACCAGCAUGCGGCGUUUUCGAAGCUGCCGAGUGUUCCCUCAACGCAGCACCGACAGCCACAUGAUGUCCAACUAGCGUCGUUCUUCUCCAUCCACCGUCCCAUCUCCGUGACGACCACAGUGCCCCCAAUUUCGAGCGCCGAGGCAUUUGAUGCGAUCUUCGCUUCCAGGAAAUCGCUGAAGAACGAAUCCGACGAUGUCAUCUUCACUUUGUCUUCAACGGUCGAAUCCAUGGAAACCACGGCGCAGUCUAUGUCCGAUUCUGAAGAGCAACUGCACCGCAGCUUCGCCAGCGACCAAGACGGAGAGAUCCGCAUGGUUGAUGUCCCGGAGACGAAGUUGUCUGUGGAGGAACUCACCCGUCGACUCCGCCCGUUCCAUCCCCCGCCGCCGCCGACCCCCAUGGAUACCUCUGCCUCCGAGGCCAUGGAGUCGGCCGAUGCCCAGAAGCAACACGAGACUUCGACCUACUCGACGGUCUUGACGAUCCGUGAAUCUCGGCACGCCGACGGCCGCAAGACCUACGAGGCACACACGGGCCCGUUCGUCCGCGACGACGAGGUGGAGGCUCCCGCCGGCGUCCGCGGUGAAGCCACCAUCGAUGCCCCCAGCGGCUCUGCGCCCGGUGCGUCAUACAUUGAGCGUCUGCGCCACAACCGUAUGCAGGCCAUCAGCACCCGGCGACGCCGCAAGGCCAAGAUGAAGAAGCACAAGUUCAAGAAGCUGUUGAAGAGGACGCGCACUUUGAGACGGAAACUCGACAAGGCUUAG
Molecule: messenger RNA, 1047 nt
Organism: Penicillium alfredii
Lineage: Eukaryota; Fungi; Ascomycota; Eurotiomycetes; Eurotiales; Aspergillaceae
Product: mitochondrial 37S ribosomal protein mS38
Exons: 3
Coding region: 1-1047 (348 amino acids)
Biological process (GO): mRNA processing
Cellular component (GO): mitochondrion
Source: RefSeq, a predicted model, not a curated record